AUGUCCCCAACAUCAGAUAACGACCAAUCUAACCGACAGACGAGAUAUUUCGAGCUCCCAGCAAAUGGCGAGCAUAGCGCCCCACUACCAGAUGAGCUUCCGCCCUAUGAAGCGCUGGCGGAAUUAGAAGCCACGACAACUGGUCGUGAAGAUGGACGAAUUGACAUCGAUCUUAGUUCGAGAAUAGCUCGGCGACUGUCGAAACUGGUUCCGACGGGAAAGCCUCCCAUUUCUUAUGGACAGAAUCAACCGCCUGCAUACACUGAAACAAGUGAAAGGAGCAUUCGUCUCAAUAUCGUCAUUCAGGUUGUCGGUAGUCGAGGCGACGUCCAGCCAUUUGUUGCGCUGGGCACCGAACUACAGCGCCAUGGCCAUCGGGUGCGACUUGCGACACACGGCCAGUUCGACAAAUUCGUGAGAGAGUCUGGUCUUGAAUUCUUCUCCAUUGGCGGUGAUCCUGCUGAACUGAUGGCCUACAUGGUCAAAAACCCCGGCCUAUUCCCCAGCAUGAAGACACUACGCGGAGGCGAAAUACAGCGGAAACGCAAAAUGGUCGACGAAAUGCUGCACAAGUGCUGGAGCUCUUGCAUUGAGCCUGAUGAGCUCACAGGACAACCGUUUGUUGCAGAUGCGAUCAUUGCGAAUCCACCUAGUUUUGCGCAUAUCCAUUGCGCGCAAGCUCUCGGUAUCCCAUUGCAUUUGAUGUUCACGAUGCCGUGGACGAGCACGAGGGAGUUUUGCCAUCCACUUGCGAAUCUGAAGGCGAAUGGGAGUGAUAUGUCGGCGACUGCUGCGAAUUAUGUGUCGUAUUCGUUGGUUGAGUGGAUGACUUGGCAAGGGCUCGGCGAUAUCAUUAACGCAUGGAGAGGCACAAUAGAUCUGGAACCGAUUCCAUUUAGCGAGGGUCCGUGUUUGACGGAGACUUUGGGCGUACCCGUCACAUACUGUUGGUCUCCAGCUUUGGUACCCAAGCCAGCAGACUGGCCCGAGAACAUUGAUGUUUGCGGUUUCUUCUUCCGCGAUGCGCCAAAAUAUCAACCUGAAUCAGCGUUGGAGCAGUUCUUGGCCAGUGGUCCGCCACCGAUUUACAUAGGCUUUGGCAGCAUUGUUAUCGAUGACCCCGAGAAGUUGACAGCGACAAUUCUCGACGCUGUUCGUGCGACGGGGACACGGGCAAUCGUUUCUCGAGGAUGGAGUAAGCUUGGAGGUGAUUCACCUGGUGACGAUCAAGUAUUCUUCCUAGGCGAUUGUCCGCACGAGUGGCUAUUUCAACAUGUUACUGCGGUAAUACAUCAUGGAGGUGCUGGGACCACGGCAUGCGGGCUCCUCAACGCAAAGCCUACUACCAUUGUACCGUUCUUCGGAGAUCAACCAUUUUGGGGAAACAUGGUUCACGCCGGUGGUGCAGGUCCAGCUCCCAUUCCAUUCAAGUCCCUGAACAGCAACAACCUCGCCGAAGCUAUUCUCUUCUGUUUGACACCUGAAGCUUCCACAGCUGCACGACAAAUCGCCGAUAAGAUGUCAUGUGAAGCCGGUGUCAGGCGAGCCGUGGCAUCCUUCCAUGAGAACCUACCUCUCAAUAAUAUGCGAUGUGACCUCUUACCCAAUCGCUCUGCAGCAUGGCUGUACGAAAAGAAGGGUAAGAAGAUAAAACUAUCCAAGAUGGCUGCUGAGAUAUUAGUCGAGGGUGAGAAGGUGUCGUGGAACAACCUCAAGGCUUACCAACCGCAGCCAGUUCAUAUUGAGAACCGCCGUUGGGAUCCGCUGACUGCGACACUUGCGACGCUCGCCACGACUGGAGUUGGUAUGGUCACAUCAGCCUCUGACAUUGUCGUCAAACCCAUCCAAGCUCUGCGACCCGUGACUCCAAGUGGUAGCAGAUCAGCAAGUCGAGAUCGAUCGGGGGAUAACUCGAAACGCCCCUCGGAGGAGGAUGUCUUUGGCAGGCCAGCUGGCAUGGAUCUGCCUCCAGCACCAACGGCCACCAAAGAUAAAGAUCCCCAACAUGGUGCACUAGCAGCUGUGAAGGGCUCAGCUUCGGGUGUCGGUGGCUUCUUCAAGCACUACUCAAAAGGCAUGCUUCUCGACCUCCCCUACGCCGUGACAGAAGGAAUGCGCAACGCCCCCAAACUCUACGGCGGCAAAGCCUACGAUCCAGGUGCCGUUACAGAUUGGAAAUCAGGCGGUAUAGCAGCCGGGAAGAACUUUGCACAUGGUAUGGUUGAAGGUAUAGGCGGUAUAGUCAUGGAGCCUGUGAGAGGAGCGAAGAAAGAAGGCGCUGCGGGUGCUGCGAAAGGUGUCGGUAUUGGAUUACUGAAUCUGGGAACUAAGGUGAGUUCUGGUGCGAUAGGGUUGUUCGCGUUGCCGGGACAGGGGGCGUACCUGAGUGCGAGGGCGCUUGUGAAGAGGAAGACGGGGAAGAGUAUUGUGGAGGCGAGGAAGAUUGAGGGGAGGGAUGUUAUUGAGAGGAGUGGUGAGGCGGAACGCCAGAAGGACAAGACCGCAGUAAUAGAGGGAUUCGAGUCAUUGAUGCCAGAGACGAAGAAAUAGAUGGAUAAAUAGAUAGUAAUAACAGAUGACAAAAAAUACAUUGCAGUUACCUGUGGC
Molecule: messenger RNA, 2607 nt
Organism: Fusarium odoratissimum NRRL 54006
Lineage: Eukaryota; Fungi; Ascomycota; Sordariomycetes; Hypocreales; Nectriaceae
Exons: 6
Coding region: 1-2550 (849 amino acids)
Biological process (GO): carbohydrate metabolic process
Molecular function (GO): hexosyltransferase activity; UDP-glycosyltransferase activity
Source: RefSeq, a predicted model, not a curated record